GUGACUGAGCAGAGAAGUAGGAGGAGCACUCCGCGCCUUCGGGCCCUUGUUCGUCGCCCAGCCGCGCCGCCGCCGCCGCCGCUCCCCAUAGCAGAGGCGGCGGAGCCAGCGACAGCGCCUCCCUUCCUGGGGGGGCCGCAGUGGGGCCAUGGUGAACACCCGAAAGAGCUCCCAGUCCCAGCGUCUCUCCGGUAAAGCGGCGGCGGUCCCCGGGCCCGGCAGCCAUUUCAUUUCAUCCAGGACCCGCUUGUCUAGGACCAGCGCCAAAGCGGCGGCGGCGGCGGCGGCAGCGGCGGCAGCGGCGGCCGGGCAGGAUGAGGAGUCAGCCCGGAGAGAUGAUGGUAGUGAUGGUAGCUUGAGUGAUAGCCACAUAUCUCCACCAGCCAAACGUACCUUGAAACAUGCUGAUUCUGUAUGCAAAGACAAAUCAAAAUCUCGCAGUACUGGGCAGCGAGAGGAAUGGAGCGUCUCAACUGGACAGUCCCGGUUAACUUCUCAGUCUGGUGCUACCUUACCAAAUGGGCGUAGUUUAUCUCUCAAAAGCUGUUCCCUUCGAGGGGAGAAAAAAGGAGAUGGGGACCAUGCUUGCAUAAACGGAGGCAGAGAAAUCAGAAAAAGUUGUCGAUCCAGAAAAAACAGAUUUGAAAGUUUGAAUCAGAGUUUACUAUUUGAUCAACUAGUAAACAGUACUGCUGAAGCUGUUCUUCAGGAAAUGGACAAUAUUAACAUCAGACGGAAUAGGCGUUCAGGUGAAGUGGAACGGUUGCGCAUGUGGACAGAUACAGAAUUUGAAAACAUGGAUAUGUAUUCACGUGUGAAGAGGAGGCGGAAAUCACUGAGGAGAAAUAGCUAUGGAAUACAGAACCAUCAUGAAGUUUCCACAGAAGGGGAAGAAGAAGAAUCUCAAGAAGAAGAUGGAGAUAUUGAAGCAGAGGAGGCAGAGGGAGAAGAAAAUGAUCGCCCAUAUAAUCUGAGACAAAGAAAAACAGUGGAAAGAUAUCAAGCACCCCCUAUAGUGCCAGCUCAUCAGAAGAAAAGGGAAAAUGCAUUAUUUGACAUUCAUAGAUCUCCUGCAAGAAGAAGCCAUAUAAGGAGAAAGAAGCAUGCCAUUCAUAGCAGUGAUACAACCUCUUCAGAUGAAGAACGCUUUGAGAGAAGAAAAUCUAAGAGCAUGGCAAGAGCAAGAAACCGAUGUCUGCCUAUGAACUUCCGAGCAGAAGACUUGGCCAGUGGAAUCCUGCGUGAACGAGUGAAAGUUGGUACAAGCUUGGCUGAUGUAGAUCCAAUGAUUCUUGACAAAUCGGUGCGCUUCGAUAGCAUAGGUGGAUUGAGCAAUCACAUUCAUGCACUUAAGGAAAUGGUUAUAUUUCCUCUUCUUUAUCCUGAAAUAUUUGAAAAAUUCAAAAUUCAGCCUCCAAGGGGCUGUUUGUUUUAUGGUCCUCCUGGAACAGGUAAAACUUUGGUAGCUAGAGCUCUGGCCAACGAAUGCACCCAAGGGGAGAGAAAAGUUGCUUUUUUUAUGAGGAAAGGAGCAGACUGUCUCAGCAAGUGGGUUGGUGAAUCUGAACGACAACUUCGACUCCUCUUCGAUCAAGCUUACCUGAUGAGGCCAUCCAUAAUAUUUUUUGAUGAAAUAGAUGGUUUGGCCCCAGUCCGUUCUAGCCGACAAGACCAGAUUCAUAGCUCUAUAGUGUCUACUCUGCUUGCUCUCAUGGAUGGACUGGACAACAGAGGAGAAAUAGUUGUCAUUGGUGCUACAAACAGACUUGAUUCUAUAGACCCAGCACUCAGGAGACCUGGUCGUUUUGACAGGGAAUUUCUUUUUAGCUUGCCUGAUCAAAAGGCAAGAAAGCACAUCUUACAAAUUCAUACCAGGGACUGGAACCCCAAAUUAUCAGAUCAUUUUUUAGGAGAAUUAUCUGAAAAAUGUGUCGGCUAUUGUGGAGCUGAUAUAAAAGCACUUUGCACUGAGGCUGCCUUGAUUGCCCUGCGACGACGCUAUCCUCAGAUCUAUGUGAGCAGUCAGAAACUGCAGCUUGAUGUUUCUUCAAUAGUUCUCAGCGCACAAGAUUUUUACCAUGCAAUGCAGAAUAUUGUGCCUGCCUCUCAACGUGCCGUGAUGUUGUCAGGGCAUGCACUAUCUCCCAUCAUAAGGCCUCUGCUGGAGAGAACCUUCAAUGACAUCCUGGCAGUUUUACACAAAGUGUUUCCUCAUGCUGAAUUCAGUCAGAGUGACAAAAGAGAAGAUUCACUAAAUCUAAUUUUAGAUGAUAGUGAAGAUGAAAAUACUUCAUCAAUAUUUGAGUCAAGUUGCCAGUUAGGAUCACCAAAGAAACAAUUACCAGCUGCUAUACAUAAACCUUACCUUCAUUUUACAAUGUCAGCUUACCACCAGCCCACCUCUUACAGGCCAAGGUUACUGCUUUCUGGAGAGAGGGAUUCAGGUCAGACUUCACACCUUGCUCCAGCUCUAUUGCACUCUCUUGAAAAAAUUGCUGUACACAGAUUAGAUCUGCCAGCACUUUAUUCGGUCAGUGCCAAGACUCCUGAAGAAUCAUGUGCUCAGAUCUUUCGUGAAGCAAGAAGAACUCUACCAAGUAUUGUUUACAUGCCUCAUAUUGGUGAUUGGUGGGAGGCUGUCAGUGAAACUGUGAGAGCUACAUUUCUAACAUUGCUGCAAGACAUACCGUCAUUCUCACCUAUAUUUCUACUCUCUACCUCUGAAACCAUGUACAGUGAACUGCCUGAAGAGGUGAAGUGUAUCUUUAAAAUCCAGUAUGAAGAGGUUUUUUAUAUUCAGAGACCUAGCAAAGAAGACAGGCGUAAAUUUUUCCAAGAGCUGGUUCUCAUUCAGGCAUCAAUGCCUCCUCCAAGGAGAAAACAAACAGCUCUUUCUGAUUUAGAGGUGCUUCCUCUUGCACUGCCAUCUCCUACCCGCCAGCUGUCAGAGACUGAAAAGCAGCGAAUGGAGGACCAGGAAGAAAACACGCUGAGAGAGCUGCGGUUGUUUCUCAGGGAUGUUACCAAGAGGCUGGCCACAGACAAGCGCUUUAACAUCUUCAGCAAACCGGUGGAUAUUGAAGAGGUUUCAGAUUACCUUGAAGUUAUCAAAGAGCCGAUGGACCUGUCUACAGUAAUAAGUAAAAUUGAUAAACACAACUACUUAACGACAAAGGAUUUCCUAAUAGACAUAGAUCUUAUCUGCAGCAAUGCAUUGGAAUAUAAUCCUGACAAAGAUCCUGGGGAUAAAAUAAUUAGGCACAGAGCCUGUACUCUGAAGGACACUGCACAUGCUAUCAUAGCUGCUGAGCUGGAUCCAGAAUUCAAUAAAAUGUGUGAAGAAAUAAAAGAAGCAAGAAAAAAGAGAGGCUUGUCAGUAACGGCAGAGCAAAUAAAUCCUCAUGGUUCCACUGUACAGAAAACAGAAACGGGAGUUGAAGAGGCAUUCCAGAACCGCCAAAAAAAUGCCAUGACAGUUUGGCACAACUCUGCAAAUAAAUGUGCAUUUCGAUUAAGGAGGAAAUCAAGACGACGCUCACAGUGGGGCAAAGGCAUUAUUAAAAAGAGAAAAGUGAAUAAUUUGAAGAAAGAUGAAGAUGAUGCCAAGUUUGCAGAUGAUGAAAACCAAGGGGAGGACAGCAAGUUGCUGGAGAAUGGGGAACUUGAGGGAAGUACAGACUGCAUUGAGGAGAACGGAGAGGAAACGGGUGAUCUCUCUUUGACAAAUGAUGAGUCGUCUUGUGAUGUCAUGGAUAUAAAUGGAGAACAAAGACUUAAUAACGGGACAGUAGGGAAAGAAAAUAAUAUACCAUCCACAGAAGAGAGUUCAAAUGAAUCCCUGCUUGUAAGUAAUAAAGUUGCUAUGAAUGCAGGGAAGGAAUCCAAGGAGGAGGAGACAUUCAAGAGGGAUCGUUUAAAUGGCGAAGCCUCUGAGGGUACACCUAUUCCAGUAUGUCAGUAUGGCAAAUGUGAAUCAUUGAAUGUGGCUUUACCUUCGAGUAUCCCUGACAUGUCAACUCUUGAACAAAAUGCAACAAUUGAUGACCAACCAAUGGAAAAAUCAGAUGGGUCAAACGAUAUCCCAGAAGUAGAACAGAUAAAACAGGCUGGCAGUGACACACCACAAGGCAGCAAUAAUGAAAAGAAAUCACAAGGCAUAGAUAUGGAGUCUAAAGAAACUGAAUCAGAUAAAGAAGGUACGUUAAAAAAUAAAAAAUCUCGCAAAGUUGCUUUGGCACAGGUUCCAGAGGAGCAGCUGGACCCUGGACCACCGGUAGUGGUUGACCAUGACAGAUUAAUGAAUUUACUUGAUUUAUUGGUUAUGAAAAGUGACAACCUGACUGUUGACCAGCUUGAGAGGCUAUACUCACUGCUUAAUCAAUGCAUCUACCGGCACCGUACAGAUUAUGACAAGUCGCAGCUUGUAGAGGAGAUGGAGAGAACAGUUCAUAUGUUUGAAACAUUCCUGUGAACUCUUCAAGACGUGCGGGUCUAUCUUUUCGUAAGCUGCUCAUGGGCGAGCGGUCCUCUGAGCCAUUCGAUUUCCAGUUGCACCAAGUACGUGCAGAUCCUUGGUCUUAACAUGCUCGCUCGUUGUCUCUCUUUCUGUUAAGAAUUUGGUGCUAUUGUCUCAGGUACCUGAAACCAGCCAGCCUACAAGAACCAAACGGAACUUCAUCAUAUUUGUAUCUUGAUAUAAAUAAAGAAUAUAAUGCCACAACUUGGAGAUUUUUGGUGCUACAGAAACUGCUCUCAUUUCUGCUGCCUAUAUUCAUUAUCUUAUGAGAAGCUUCAGGCAAAAUGGAGCAGGCUGACAAAACAGCCACAAACUGGAUAGAGCAGAUCUAAGUGAUUGUUUCUUUAAGUGGGCAGCUUCUAAAACGUUACUGUUUUCUUUUCUUUCUUUCUUUUUAUUCUCUGAGGUAAUGGACAGAAGCCUGUUUUUAAAGCUGGCAGUGAAGAAUUGUGGUAAAAUGAAUUAACUUUGGUAUACAAUAAUGUGAAGAUGAGGCUCAAUUGAGCUGCCUUCAAUGUGCCUUUUUAGUCGGAGGAGGAGGAGGAGGAGGAGGAGGAGGAGAAGGCUAUUAAAAUGGUUGGGAUUGUAGCCAAUGACAGAGUUAGAAAGUUCUUUUCAAAAGCCUGUGUUCCUUCCCAAAGAACAGUUUCAGGUUCCCACACUGUCAAAUGGCAGCCAGUAUUAUGUUUUAACAUGUCUGUGUUGCUCUCCAAAACCUAAAUAAUGGAAAUGACCACAUGUUAUCUCAAAAUGAUAAAAUGCAUUUAUUCCAAAAGUAUAUUAGUUUUGAAAAAGAAAUACACUGUGAAAGUUCACAGUGGAAAUUUAAGGUGGCUGUAGUUGUGUUUUUGUUUUUUAAGUGUUCCAUUUUAUUCCUUCAGAGUUUUUAAAAACAGGUUUCUUUCUGAAGUUCCAUUAUGAUGGAAGUUAAGACUUGCUGGGUGGCCAUAGACAGAGAAGACAAUUUUGUCCUGCAGUACUUUAGCCUUUGUACGAAUUAGGCCAGGCUCAUUCAGUGCAGUUCGUACUGAGCAGUAUUAGUAAGAAAACAAAUGAAUGGCCUUUCUUUUUUGUUUGGUUUCGGACCUCUGAAUUGGCCUGAGGCAAUCACAGUUUGCUAGAGCUGAAUGAUGCGAUAACAGUUUUCAAGCUCCUCCUUCAUUUGGAGAUUAAGAGGAGGCACACUCCAGGCAGCAGGAAGGCUGUUCGUUGCAGGCCCAGCAUUUAGCAGCCUGUCAGACAGAUUUCUUUUAGAGCAACAUGUAGAAGAUCAGGUUGAGCCAGUGAAUUCCCGGUAUUUAAAAUGUGAUCAGUAUCCAUUUAAAAUAUGAUCAGAAGCUUGCAGGGGUGUCUUUUCCAAAAUAUGCAACUCAGUAUGUUUUGUUUUAAAGAAGCAAAAAUGGUCUUGGACUACUGCAGAGAUACUCAGCUACCUCAGCUUUUUGUAUUUGUUACCAACGAGUGUUUACGGAAGGCUGUAACCCGCUUUGCUACCGUUCACAUGCUAAAGCGAAGGUACUUGUCACUAGGUGUGUAGCUUAUAUAGUAGGAUGCCACUGCUGAAAAUCAGGCACUGGCCUUGGGCUACUGCAGUAAUCCCCAAAGUGCUUUUUUUCUCCCAUCACCCCCUCUUUUUUCUUUUCAGAAGUUACGUACAAGCCUUCUAAUUAUAGCCAAGCCUCCCCAGGCCCACCCCAAAUGCCACUUGUUUAAUUCCUAAUAUGCAUUUAAGGCACAAUCUUAUGCAUCUUUAGAUAGAAAAACUUGUAUAAUUCCCAGCAUGCUCCAGCCAACACGAGUGGAUGCGUUUUGUAGCACUUUUUUCUGCCUAAACAUGCAUAGGAUUGCAUUGUAAGUCACAUACUAUUCUAAACACAACUCCUGUAGAAAUGCCGUAUUUUUAGGUGGGAAAGUGCGAUUAAAACAAAAACCUUUUAAAGUAGUAUCUCCAUUCAUUUUAGAAAUUUGAUUGUGGGAUCUUCUCAUUUUUCUGUUAGUAUUUAUUGCCAUUAUAGCUGUUUAGGAUAUUUUGCUGUCAAAUCCACUAGCAUUUUGUAUUUUGAUGGAAAUUGUUACAAAACUUUGAGAUUUGAUGAAAAUGAAAUGUAGCAGAUUUUUUGUAGCAAGUUUCUGGUAAAAUAAUUUUUUGCAAGUCUCAGGUUCUUGCAGCAUUUUUAAAAAUAUUGUAGUUCAAAGAUACUUUUGUUCAAGUAGCAGCAGCACUUGUGAGAAGAAAAAACUGCAUACAUUUUUAACAGGUUGCUAAAUUUGUACAAGUUAAAUCCUUUAAAUCUAGUUGUCAAUUAAUUUGAAAAGAGUAUGUUAAAUUCAAGUCCAGCAUUAAAAAUGCUUCCAACUGGUCAUUUGAGGGGGGGAAAUCUUAGUAGUUUUGAAUGUUGAUAAUAAAUUGAGGAACUGCCUCUCAAUGUUAUAGGUUUUUAAGAAGAAUUAGCAUAUAUAAAUGUGUUAGUGGGCAACAUGAAUAAAAUUAUAUAUUCACCCUUUUGGCUCCAAAACCACACUAAAACAUAUAUUGCUUUUCUUUACCAAUAGCUUAGUGGUUGUAGAGUUAAACCUGUUAAUCUCUUCAUGUUGUCAAGUCGUUUACUAUCUGUAUUUCUGUUAUUAUUAUUUUGCCACUUAAAACUGGCAAUAAUCUGUACAAAUCAAUUCUUGUUUCUUGUUAUGAAUAUUACCAAUGAACUCCUGUGCAAGGCCUUAUCCUAGGGCCAGACGGAGGUUAAAUUUCUGUGGGGCUAAUGAUGGAACUGCUCUAAGAUGACCAUGGCUGUGGAGUUAAUUGUGUUUGCAAGCUUGAAUUUCACCUGUGAUUAAUUUAUGUUUUGUGUCCUCGAUAUUGUUACUUGAGUUUUCUCAUAUGCCAAUGUAUUUAUUAUAGGAUUAUUGGGUGUUUUUGUUUUUGUUUGUCUUUGCUAAUACUUUGUCUUCCCAUACCUUUUUAAGUUGGAGGGUAAUUUCUGGCUUUGUUUGAUAUUUUGAAUGGCAGGUCCUAUGGCUGGUCAUCAUUUCUCUCUUUUUUGGGGUGUAAAUUCAACAUAAGGAAUUUCAGUGUGUACCUGCUUCUUUUCUAUAUUGUACAUUGGUUUACUUAGGGAAUGGGGAUGUCUUGUUGUUUGGUUUCAUUCAUGUGUGUCUACUUUUUGAUUAAGUAAGCUUACUUCAUCAGCUAUGAUAAAUUUCAGAUUCUAUAAGUUGUAUUCAGAACUGUGUUUCACUUGAUUAUUUUUUUUUUUUGCUUCUUGACUUCAUUCUGCAUUAGUUAAGUAAAUUAUUUAAUUUUUUGAAUUUCUGGAUAUUUUGAACAUCUUACUGUAAUUUGUAAUAUAACUGCUGUGAAAUACUUGAAUAAAGAUGACAAGUAAAAAUC
Elgaria multicarinata webbii is the source of this 7904-nucleotide messenger RNA. It is a transcript of the gene ATAD2B, whose product is annotated as ATPase family AAA domain containing 2B. The record is from RefSeq and is a predicted model, not a curated record. Gene Ontology annotation, cellular component: nucleus. Gene Ontology annotation, molecular function: histone binding; ATP binding; ATP hydrolysis activity. Bases 149 to 4471 code for a protein of 1440 amino acids. Gene Ontology annotation, biological process: positive regulation of transcription by RNA polymerase II. Lineage: Eukaryota; Metazoa; Chordata; Lepidosauria; Squamata; Anguidae. The transcript is spliced from 28 exons.